AUGGUGGAGGUGCUGGAAGACGUGAUGGAGGAGCAGGAUGAACUGGUCCCCAACCCGUUCUACCCGGCCCCCGUGGUCACCCCUCCCGAUGUGACCGUCGAGAUGGAGGAGGAGGCCGUGCUGGCUGCUGAAGCAGAGGAGGCCGAUGAGGAGGCAGUACCUGCUAAGUCAGACUCGAGUGAGUCCGACGAUGGAAACGCGAACGAAGCUGACGACUGGAGCGACGAAGGGGAUGAAUGGUGA
Closterium sp. Naga37s-1 is the source of this 243-nucleotide messenger RNA. The record is from the annotation of a GenBank genome assembly. NCBI's taxonomy places the organism in Eukaryota, Viridiplantae, Streptophyta, Zygnematophyceae, Desmidiales, Closteriaceae.